This is a messenger RNA of Pseudo-nitzschia multistriata, 4575 nucleotides long. The record is from the annotation of a GenBank genome assembly. Lineage: Eukaryota; Bacillariophyta; Bacillariophyceae; Bacillariales; Bacillariaceae.
CGUCAAUGUGAAAACGAAUCUAUCGACACCGUUCUACUACAAUCUUAUCUUACUGUGAGAAACCGUAUCACAUCGAAACAAAUUAUCUUUCAUAUCGGCUGUGCAGCUUCAUUAUUUUCAACCAGCCUUUCUGAAGUGACAACAAGAACAACACAUCACCUAGCAGUCAUAGCACCACAUCUGAGCACAUCAGAGUGUUCUACUUUUUUGUCCCCAUAAAGACCAUAGGAGUCUACAGUAAUACAGUAACCAAAAUGAAUAUCAACAACGACUUUGGUACAUCGUCGGCUUUCGACGCACAGGUCCAAGAAUUGUCGGAACCUCCUCCGGAAUCUUUCAGUUUGGCGGCCACACUGCAAUUACUCGAUCCAUUCGAGACAGUGGCUGCAACAAAAGCAAACGAUGAUGACGAAAGUGAAGAGAUGAAUGGCAACUUAAACAUGGUAUACUUGAUGACUCCUUCUUACCUGCAAAAUUGGUUGUUUUGGGCCUUUCACCAGAACGUCAAAAAAGGAGAAUCGAAUCGAUUGGUCGAAGCCCUUAAAUUAGCUGCCAAACGGUACKGGCUAACUCCACCACAGGAUGCAACUCCCGAGGAUUUAGAAGAUUAUGCCGACCCCGGCCCAAUCGAUGCGACAUUUUUGUCGCUGAACGAAGGAAACGGCAACGAUUUGCUCCUUAGUCCGAACGUCACACUGAAAGAUGGUGGCCUAGACUUGCAAUCGAGACAGCAACAAUUACAAAAUACUCUCGAUACGGAGUUUCCGGAAUUGAUGAGGCGGGCAGAGAGUUUGCAAGUUGUUUCUGCAUCCAAGAAUAACACAGACCAAAAACUUUCGAAUGGCACGGUUGUGCUGAUCCAUCCAAAUGACAGCAUAGACGUCGACGGCGACAAGAUUUUAUGUUGUGCGGUUCCCUCUCGGUUUUAUGAAGUAAGUAGUUGUUGUUUUUUCCUUUGUUCACCUCUCAUUUCUUUCAAAAUACAACAAAUUGAUUUUUGUUGCUCUAACUUGAUGCUUUCUGAUAACACAACAAUCAUAACAACAAUGCGCACCAUACGAUGCAAAAUGUAGACGUUGCGAAUGUCCCUUGGUGUAAUGUGUGACGACGGUUUUGCAGUUUCUUAUCAGCCCUACCCGAAAGAAACGGAGUCGCUGAUACACCAUCAUAUACAUUCAAUAGAAAACGACGACAAUACCAGUACAUUAAGUAAAAAUGAAGGUGUCGCACCAACAAGUGACCCCGAUCAGUUGGAUGACAACAACAAUGACAAUGGCAACAACGAAACAUUCAAUUAUCUUAGUGCCGUUAGCAAUGGAUUGAAUGGAGUCGCGAAAGGUUGGGAAAAUAGAGUGCAUAAUCAGCGCCAGCAGCAACGCCGGCCGAUUGAGUUUCCGAGACGAAUUAUUAUGAAGGCAGUGUCUCCCCAGCAUGACAAGUAUGGAAGUGAUCUCAUGAACGACACCCUCUCUCCAAUGUCUAAAUUGCUGAAAGAGCAAGAGCGCUUGGCCCCUCCACAAAUGGCCCCAUCCGUCGAAUUAUAUCCUAUCAAACUUAAUUAUCAAAUUGUUGAUGGUAGCACAGAUACCAAUAGCAGCAGCUGUGGCCAGCGCACCGGCUUUGUCUUGGUAUCCCGGCGGACAAGAGUGUAUGAAGCAAUGCAAGAUUUGUUGAAGGUGACUGCACCCGACACAUCAUCUUCGUGCAAGCGAGUUUGGAGUUUUCAAGGGCACGGCGAAUCAAGGAAGGGCUCUCCCGCCACAAAAUAUGGGGAUGGAUACGAAGUGGUCGAUUUGGCUUCUCUGGACGGAAAAUUGAAUUCUACUAAGAUUAUUGAUAGGAACUCCAACGCUCUGAAAAAAAUACCAAGCCUAUUGAUAGGAGAAUGGAUCAGAACCCACCAACAAUACCGACAAAAUAAGAAGCAUGAUACGCAUUGCAAUAACGAGGAUGAGUUGAUAGAGCUGAAUCUGUUGGUGGAAAUAAAACGGCCAAAUACAUCGUGGCCACGACAAAAGUUAGAACUAGAAAAUCGUGUGCAAGUAGGAGAUUUUGUUGAUGCUCAGGAUAUUGCUGGAAAGUGGUAUGAAGCAAUAGUUCAAGAAGUAUCGAGGACUACAGUAAGAGUCCAUUAUCUUGGAUGGGCUUCUAAAUGGAAUGGUACAUUGCGGAAAUGCAGGCACACAUGUAAUAGUAUUGUGGAUGAUCAUGAUGAUGGCAAGGAUUUAGCGAAAGAAGUUAACCCUAGGUUGCAGCCUAUUGCUCCGCUUUGGACUCACUGUAGGCCAUGGCGAGAAGGCCUAACAGCGGGUGCAGUAUUGGAAGUCCGGGAUUCCAUGUCAAAAGCAGACCGACCGAGAUGGUACAAGGGGAUUGUGAAGAGGGUUGGAAGUCGCAACGGGCCCUACAAAAAAAUCGAAGGUGGCGCUCAACUCGAGCUACUCGAAGAUAUCCUCAGAAACUCGACGACAACAACGAGUAGUACUGAGGUAGGGAAAAGUAGCGCAAACAAACGUAGUGACGUGUUGCUUUUGAUGAAUCGCAAGCAACAAAUUCUAGUUGAAGUUGAACAAGAACAACUAAAUACGAAUGCCGAAGACUUGCCAUUUGGGGACGUUCAGAUCAACGAUUCAGAUAGUUUAAUUUCGGAAGAUCCCUUAAAACCUCGUCCCCCGUUAUUACGAUGGGUCAAUCUUUUCGGGGAAGAAAUCUGUGAAGCUGGAACACACAUGAAAAUCGAAGCUGAUGGUGAUCUUGCGGUAGUGACCCUGCGAUACGAGUACGAAGCUGGUAGAAAGCCAGUAGAGGUUAUGAAAUCGUGGAAUGGAAUGUAUGGCCAGGGUAUGGUGAAAGAGUCGCUGCGUGGGACACCUCCCGCUCCGGGUGCCGUUGGAAUGCACAAUCUCGGAAAUUCUUGCUACUUGAAUUCCAUCGUCCAGUGUCUUAACCAUAUUCUUCCAUUGACGGAGUACUUUUUGAAUGGAAAUUUCACCAAUGACAUGAACCGAGAAAACCCUUUGGGCAGUGGUGGCCACGUAGCGACGGCGUACGCUACCCUUUUGAAAGAAGUCUGGAGCGGUAAUUAUUCUGCUCUGGCACCCCGAUUGCUGAAGCAGACAGUAGCUAGUUUCGCUCCACAAUUUCGAAAUUCAUUCCAGCACGACAGCCAGGAGUUCUGUCAGUUUCUUAUGGAUGGUCUUCACKAAGAUUGCAAUCGAGUCAAAAAGAAACCCUACGUCGAAGAACUCGAAGGUUUUGGUAUGGAAGACGAAAAGGCUGCAAUCGAAACAUGGCGGAAACACUUGCUCCGACAUGAUAGCAUAGUCGUGGACAGGUGUCAAGGAAUGCACCGAAGUCACUUGACUUGUCCCUCGUGUGGGCGGGAAAGCAUCAAAUUUGAUGUUUUUUCCACAGUCUCUCUUCCAGUUGUCCUCGAAGACAAGGAGGGCAGUAUUAAUACAUGUAUGAGAGUCGAACACUGCAUAGAAAAAUUUCUUGAGGGAGAACAACUCGAUGAAAUGAAUGCGUGGUAUUGCCAGGGCUGCAAAAAACACGUAUGUGCCCUGAAGAUGAUUGCGUUGUGGUCUGUCCCCGACAUUCUCAUUUUACAUCUAAAACGAUUUCAAUUCGAAAAUUGUUCCGUGAGCAACAAUAUAUUGCGGUCGAAGAUUGAUGAUACGGUAAAAUUCCCUGUUGACAAUCUCGACCUAAGCAAAUAUGUUCUGGGUCCGAUCGACGAUGAUGCACCACCCGUCUACAACUUAUUUGGCGUGAGUGAACAUGUGGGUCACACCGCCAACAGCGGUCAUUAUACCGCGACGGCAAGAAACUGCAAGGAUGGUCGAUGGUAUCGGUACAAUGAUGCGCACGUAGGAGAGACGACGGGAGAUGCUGCGGUAACAGGGGGCGCCUACCUCUUGUUUUAUCAGCGAGCCAAGGGCACUGCGCGGUGGGGUGGUAUGGAAAAGACCAUGCGUGACAAAAACGUUGAUCCAUACGGAGGACUGGAGACGGAUCAAGACGGCUUUACACUGGUCUCAAAGAAAUAAAAAAAGGAAGGACAAAAUGCUUCGCUUAUCAAUCAUCAACUUCAAGUAACAAUUACUCCUAUUUCACGAUAGAACCAUAUAAAGUGACGACGAACUAUAGACGGUUUAUUAGAUUAAAAUUGCUACUAUUCACAAUAUAGUCAAAUCUACAAUUGCAACUCUGGUCAUACACUACACCAUUCUCCUUGAUAAUGUGCCGAUUUGUACAAUCAGACACAGCUGACGGUGUCAGCAAAGACCAAAUACUGGAAUAAAAUGAAAGGACAUUAAUAUUCCCAUGAUCUCUGUUCCAGAGAGGAGAGGAGCCCAAAAUCCCCAGAGCGGCCAGAGGGCUCGAACAAAAAUCAAAUAAGUUACCGUGCAUGCCAAUAAUAGGCCUGGAAAUACCUUUGGACAAUAUACUCCCCAUACGGACGGAUCGGAAAGACCCUUGAUCUUCGGUAGAUACAGCGUGAGAUAUGAGAAAAGCGCCAGCACCAAUAUGAAGCCACCUCCGGCAACCCUCAGCAGAGUCCGGUUUAGCCGC